Messenger RNA from Solanum dulcamara, 1421 nucleotides. RefSeq names its product chitinase 2-like. Gene Ontology annotation, biological process: carbohydrate metabolic process. The transcript has a single exon. The coding region runs from base 57 to 1070 and encodes 337 amino acids. The record is from RefSeq and is a predicted model, not a curated record. NCBI's taxonomy places the organism in Eukaryota, Viridiplantae, Streptophyta, Magnoliopsida, Solanales, Solanaceae.
GAACAAAUGGAAAUUAAGCCUAAAAUGAAGGUGUGGAGUAGCAUGUAACAAAUGCCAUGUCGACGGAGGCGAAAUACUUUAAAUAUUGGUAUAAACUUUGGUUAUAUACCAAUAAAAAGAACAAGGAAUCCUUCAAACUCCAAGAAAGCAUGGAGACUUUCAAAUUAUACAUCUCCCUUCUAGUCCUUCAGACUCUCUUGACCAUUUCACGUACAACCACGGCAGUUUCACCAAACUGUCCUGUGGUUUUCAGAGAAUAUAUUGGAGCUCUAGGCAAGAAUGUCACAUUCUCUGAUGUCCCAAUUAAUCCAAAUGUUGAGUUUCACUUCCUCCUCUCCUUUGCUAUAGACUACACAAACACAAAGUCACCAGAACCCACAAAUGGUGUCUUCUUGAUCUAUUGGGACAUUGAUAACCUAACCCCUUCUCAUAUUUCUUCCAUCAAGGCCAAGCAUAAAAACGUUAAGGUAGGUAUGAGUCUUGGCGGUGAUACAGUGAAUGGUAAAAAUGCCACCUUCGCUCCUACAUCAAUUACAUCUUGGGUGAGAAAUGCAAUAUAUUCAAUCACCAAGAUAGUGAAAGAGUAUAACCUGGAUGCAAUAGAUAUAGAUUAUGAACACUUCAAUGCAGAUCCAGAUACAUUUGCAGAGUGCAUCGGGCAACUGUUGUACUUCCUUAAACAAAACAAUGUCAUCUCUUACACAUCAAUAGCACCAUAUGCAGAUGAUUCAGUGCAGGUGCAUUAUUUAGCACUCUGGAGAAAGUAUGGUCAUCUAAUAGACUAUGUCAACUUCCAAUUUUACGCCUACGGAAAGGGCACAACCAUACCUCAAUUCCUGCAGUACUUUGAAACCCAGAGAUGUAAAUAUAAAGGAGGCAACAUUCUUGUGAGUUUUGGAACUAAUAAUAUUGGUGGCUUGUCUCCUGAACAUGGAUUCUUUGAUGCAUGCACCAUACUAAGGAGCCAGGGAAAACUUCAUGGUAUCUUUAUUUGGUCUGCAGAUGACUCUAUGAAGGAUCAUUUCCUAUAUGAAAAGUUGUCACAGGACCUCUUAGCAAGUGCAACUUAAUUAUCUUGCAACUAUUUAAGGCAAUCUUUUGUAGGCCAUGACAAAAGAUAAAAAUUAGAAUGCUGGAAUGUUAUUUCUUAUUUUGGGGGCUUCUCUAGGAAACAAGACAUGUAUGAGGUUGUACUCGUAUUGUGGUCUUACAAUCAAAAUAUUGAUAUAAACAAGUUCAGAUUUACAAUUCCCAAAUGUGCUAAAGCUUACUAUCACAGGAAAAUAAUUUUGUUUUAAAAUAUAGUUUGGAACACUAAAAGGACUUGCAGGAAUCAUUUCACCAAAAUGCAAAACGUGUCAAUUAGACUGACCAGCAGCUCUAUUCAGGUCUAAGCAUGUAUGAUACGUUAUAACAUCUCU